Molecule: messenger RNA, 1695 nt
Organism: Gryllus bimaculatus (two-spotted cricket)
Lineage: Eukaryota; Metazoa; Arthropoda; Insecta; Orthoptera; Gryllidae
Source: the annotation of a GenBank genome assembly
GCCAAUUCAUCACCGGUCGCCUCCUGCUCCGCCGCGCGCCACCCGAGCGUUGAACCGGCGGCGUCCUUGCCGCUGGUAGCGGGAGGCCCGCGCGGGUAUAAGGCCGCCUCUGCGCGGCGCGCAAGGCAGUCAUGCGGGGCGUUGCGCGCGGUUGCUGAAAGCUCCGGGUCGCCUUGGGCCUGCUGGGGGCGGCAGGUGGCGGCCGGCGGCGGCGCGGAGCCACAAGGGCCGGCGGCCGCCGUGGAAGGUGGAGGGGCGGACCCGCUGCGCGCGGUGGAGCCCGCCGGCCGAGGACGCGUUCGCCCGCGGCGGCCGCCGCGAGGACGGGACCGCGCCGCGGGAGGGCGCCGGCAGAGGGCGAGGGCGCUGGCGGAGGGCGGGGUCCGAGGGCGGGACCAGAGGGCGGCCGGCGGAGGCGGGGCCGCGGGCGCGGAGGCCGAGGGCGCGUGCCUGGUACCGGCGGCGCGGCAGCUGCUGCGCCUGACCGUGGAGGGCGAGGAGCAACAGCGCGCCACGUCCGACCGCCUGGUGGAGGGAGGGAGUGUUUAUGUAAUGUGUUUCUCCCAUUUAGCCAACAUUCCGGCGCAGCCGAGUGCGCAGAAUAAACAUAAAGAAAUCAAUAUUGCAAAUGCAUGCCAAGGAGUGUCUUCUUUCAUGAUGCAUGGACGUGGAGGAUGCGCCGCUUGUUGGUGCGCGCUGCGCAGAGGUGGAGCUGUGGCGGCCCAAGCUGGCCGACGCGGCCCGACGCCGACGUGGCUGGUGCGGCGCGAGCGCUGGCCGCCGUGCGCGGGCGUGGCCGAGGCGCGGGUGGCCGCGCACGUGGUCAUCGGGACCUUGCAGGCCGCCCAUUCGACCGCGAGAACACGGCUCGUCUCCGAGGAGGAGCUGGACGAGCUGCAAGGCCGCUACGGCCACCGCAUGGAGUGGCAGUCGUACCACGCGCUCAAGGACAUCCACCAGUUCCUCGACUUCCUGGCGGAGACGUACCCGACGCUGGUGUCGGUGUCCACCAUCGGCACCUCGGAGGGCGGCCGGCCGCUCAAGCUGCUCAAGAUCAGCGGCGACCGCCCCGACGCCCCCGCCAUCUGGGUGGACGGAGGGAUCCACGCGCGCGAGUGGAUAUCGCCGGCCGCCGUCACGUACCUCAUCAACGAGCUGGUGCUGAACCGCGAGCAGCACGGGCGCGCGGCGCAGGCCGUCACGUGGUACGUGCUGGCCGUGGUCAACCCCGACGGCUACGAGCACUCGCGCCAGCGCGACCGCCUCUGGCGCAAGAACCGGCGCGCGCCGGGCGCCGGCGCGCGCUGCGCGGGCGUCGACCUCAACCGCAACUUCGGCUACAACUACGGCCAGUACGUGCUGUACCCAUGGGGGUACGCGCGCUCCGUGCCGCCCGACCACGAGGAGUUGCGGCGCGUGGGCGACAAAAUGGCGCGCGCCAUGCGCCAGGCGGCCGGCGGCUCCUACCGCGUGGGCCCCGCGGGCGCCACGCUCUACCCCGCCGCAGGCGGCUCCGACGACUGGGCGAAGGGCGCGGCCGGCCUCAAGUACACGUACACAGUGGAGCUGCGCGACCAGGGCUCGUACGGCUUCGUUCUGCCUGCUCACCUCAUCGAACCCACGGCCAAGGAAGCGCUCGCCGCCGCCCGCACUCUGGCCGAGGAGCUGGCGCCCUCCGCCGCCGCCGCCGCCGCC